UUUAUUUAGGACUGACUCCCUUACGAGUAGACGGAACAGGAUUACUGACUGUGACAGCAGACGGAGCACUUUCAAUUGCGAACAUUAUUCAGAUCGUCAUUAACAGCAGCAGAUCAGUACCAGAAUGGUUGUGCUGUCUAAAGAAUAUGGGUAUGUGGUUCUCACUGGUGUUGCCAGCAUGGUCAUGGUUGCCCACCUCGCCGUGAAAGUUGGCAAAGCUCGCAAGAAGUACAAGAUAAAUUACCCUCAGAUGUACAGCAAUGAUCCAGACUCUGGAAAUAUCUUCAACUGCAUCCAGCGGGCCCAUCAGAACACCCUGGAGAGCUACCCUGCUUUCCUCUUCUGUCUGGCCAUUGGUGGUCUGCAUAGUCCUCGCCUAGUCAGUGGACUUGGAAUGACAUGGGUUAUAAGCAGGGAGAUCUAUGCAUACGGAUACUCCACUGGAGAUCCUAUAAAAAGGAUGCCAGGGUUAUCCGGGAACAUUGCUCUGCUGGGCAUGAUUCUGACCGUAGCCAACUUUGGCAGAACGCUGUUAGGCUGUGUUGACUGGGUGAGGCCUGGGAUGAGACCAGGGAUGAGGUUCUCAGCUGCCAUUCCUGCUACCAUUCCUCAAUGAGAGGCACUGCAACCCCACCUGACCCCAGUCUAUUAGUAGUCGUAGGAUGUCCUUUGUGGGCAUCCGUACUUGUCAAUCAAUCAAUCAAUUUUAUUUUAUAUAGCCCUUCUUACAUCAGCUAAUAUCUCGAAGUGCUGUACAGAAAC
This is a messenger RNA of Coregonus clupeaformis (lake whitefish), 762 nucleotides long. Its product is annotated as microsomal glutathione S-transferase 3. Lineage: Eukaryota; Metazoa; Chordata; Actinopteri; Salmoniformes; Salmonidae. The coding region runs from base 125 to 616 and encodes 163 amino acids. Gene Ontology annotation, cellular component: nuclear envelope; endoplasmic reticulum; membrane. The record is from RefSeq and is a predicted model, not a curated record. The transcript has 6 exons. Gene Ontology annotation, molecular function: glutathione transferase activity; glutathione peroxidase activity.